This is a messenger RNA of Closterium sp. NIES-67, 3802 nucleotides long. The record is from the annotation of a GenBank genome assembly. Lineage: Eukaryota; Viridiplantae; Streptophyta; Zygnematophyceae; Desmidiales; Closteriaceae.
GUUGCCAUAUCCCAGCAUGUAUGAAGGCUCAACAGUACAGCGUCGUGCAACUCCGUGCUGUGGAACCCUCCCUGCAUCUCCCGCUGACCAGGGCCUCUGACGGCCGCCAGAAUGCGUGCCGUGCGCGCGACGUUCCUGUGUCUGUCGCUCAACUUCACCCUCUGCAGCAUCUUCAACGGCCGCCACUACACGGGCCGUGGCUCCUUGCCAACUAGCGGAUUAGAUGACGCCACGUCAGCAGAGACGGGGUCAGACGGCGGUUGGACGUCGUCAGACCCGUCGGGGUUCCUGCUGAUGGACUCGCGGCAGAUCUGCAGCCACGACCAGUGGUCCCGCGCCACCCGCGGACUCAUUCCCUCGUUAGAAGCACUAACCUGGAGCAGCGCGCUGUGCGAGUUCGAGCUGCGCCUGCUGGCGGCGCUCCCCCCGCGCCCCGCCUCCAUCCGCGCUGCCUCUGCUGGGCCCCUGGCCGACCCCGCUGCGACGUGCCUGCGACCCUACGUGCGCAAAGGCACCAAGCUCUACUCUCUCUCUCCCCCCCCCACCCCUUCUAGUACUACCGCCUCCUCCACCGCCCCCUCCGCCCCUCCUCCCCCCUGCCACACGUCCUCCUCCCUUCCCUCCGGCCGCCUGGCGGGCCUCGACCUCUGCGUCCUCCUGCACCCCUUUCCCCCCCCGCCUCCCCUCUUCCACCCUCUCUGCGCCUCCUCCUCCGCCUCCAGCCCCUCCCCCUGCCCCUCCCCAUGCGCUGGGGGGGGAUGCAGUGGGGGAGUGGGCGAGGGGAAUUUUGGGAAGAAAAAUGCAAGGCGAGGGAAGGGGACGAAAGAGAGGGGGAGUGAAGGGAAGGACGUAGGCAAGGAGGGGGUAGAGGGUUCUAGGGGAGGGAGCGAGGAGGGUAGGGAUGGUGAGGGUGGAGGAGUGGGCACGGGGAAAUCUAAAGAAGUGGAAAAGGAAAAGGAGUGGGCAGGUAGGAGUAAGUGGAAAGCAGGGCGCAAGGGUGCAAAAGAGGCUGCCGAUAACAAUGGCAAGAGCAAGAGAAGUGGUGGGGGAGGGAAUGGGGGGAGGGGCAUUGGGGGUGAUGACGUGGCGUGGGAGUCGGUGGUGGAGGAGUACGUGGACGACGAGGGCAAUGUGCAGCACGUGGUGGACAACAGCGCGCUGCUGCAGCUCGCCUUCGCCCAGAUGCGCAAGAAGCAGUUCCAUGACGCCAUCACUAUCUUCAACCUUCUGGAGCGCGAGGAGGAGGUGUUGGAGGCGGUGCUGGCGGGGCGCGGCAUGUGCCACGCGCUGCUGGGCCGCCACGACCAUGCCCUCGCCGACUACUCCAGGGGGGUGAAGCUGUUCCCGCACAACGCCGAGCUCUGGAGGCGACGAGGCCUGCUGCAAGGCGGCAUGGGCAGGAGGAGAGAGGCCAUAGAGGACAUCUCUCGCUCGCUGGAUCUGGACCCCACCAACCACGAUGCUCUGCUGCAGCGAGGCAGUCUGUGGUUCCACUCGCAGGACUACUGGGCGGCCAUCGACGACUUCUCCACGCUGCUUGACACGCGACCACCCGACCCGCUUCUCUUCAAUGCCCUGGGCCUGGCCCUAGCGGGGGCGGGCGAGUGGCGGAGGGCAGCGGAGGUGUUUGCGCGCGGGACGGCACUGUUCCCGCGGGCGGUGCAGCUGUGGGUGGAGGGCGGGCGCGCGUUCAAAGAGCUGGGUGACGUGGCGCGCGCACAGGACGCGCUGGAGCGGGCCGUGGCGCUGGAGGAGUCCACGGUGGCAUACCACCGCCUGGCGUCGCUGCAGCACCUCACAGGCGACCACAGGGCGACCAUAGAGUGCGUGCAGCGGGGCCUGAGGGGCAACCCGGGCGACAUCGAGCUCAACCACAUGCAGGCCUCGGCGCACCACGCCCUGGGGGACUUCAUCCUCGCUCUGAAGCAGUACGACCACGUGCUCAGCCUGAGUGCCGGCGACACCCCAGGCUCCUUUCACGUGCUGCAGUUCAUGGCCUUCUACCAGCGGGAGAUAGCGGCAUACACGGUGCUAAAGCUGGACGCCCCCUUCACCGCCUUCCGCCUCGACUCCCACCUCGACGUCAAGUUCCGGGAGGCGUGGGUGAAGAAGCUCUCGCCCUGGACGCUCUUCCCCGGCUACAACCCCAUCCGCCUCACCGAAUCACACCUCUGGACCGCCUCCCGAGCCUCGCUGCCGAGCCUGUCGAAGCAGGCCCGGGCUCUGAUUGCUGAGGCUGACAGGAUCGGGCAGCGCACCCAGUACCACGUGGAUGGGUUCUUCCCCAACAAGCGGCAGUAUCGCAUGGCAGGGUUAGCCAUGCUUGACAUCAUGCAGAGAGUGGCAACCACAUGGCAGGCCAUGGCCUCUGCCACGUCAGCACAGGACAGCAGCAAUCUAUCAUCACCUGCAGCACCGCUGGGCAGUGCGGGUGAGGCAGUAGCACCUUCCCCAGCCCAGCCUGAGUCCAUCACCUCCGCGCCUCUCAUCUCGCGUGUUGCUGCCACUGCUGUGGACGCUGCUGAUGCCUCGGCUGCUGCUUUGCCCAGCAAGAGCAGCAACGGCGGCAGCAGCAGGCAGAGGCAGAGGGGGGCGGACAAGGGAGCAACUCACACGGCUGGGAGUGGUGGCAGCAGCAGUGGGGGGAUGGGUGAUGGUGGGAAGGGGCGGAGGGGCAGAGGUAGCAAGGGCAAGGACGGGGGGCAAGGAGGAGGCGGGUUGAUAGGCGGGUGGCGGGAGCUGUUCAACGGCAUCGUGCGGUGGCGGCAGAUUGCAGAGCCCGCUGACACCGUGGCGUGGAUCGAUGCUCUCAAGAACGAGUUUGAGACGGGGUUUGGGUCGAUCACGGCCAUGACGGUGGGCCCCACGCGCAACCUCAAGUACUACCCCUUGGCCCACCGCGCCCUUGCCCUCAUGCGCGCGCGCCUCCUGCAAACCCGUAUGGCCGCCAAUGCUGCCGGUUCGCCGCUCCCUGUGCCGCCCAGCCGACUGCCAGAGAUUGAGCGGGCGCGGUCGGUGGGGGAGGUGCACGCAGUGGUGGGGGAGAACUUCUUCGUCACCACCGAGUGCCACAGCGUCGCAUUCCCGGGCAAGGUGAUGAACGGCACGCAGCUCACCCUCGUCGAGUCCGGCUCCGCGUUUGAUUUUGCCAUCCGCACGCCCGUCACGCCGUCCCGCUGGAAGCAGUUCGACGCCGAGCUCGCUGCCGCCUGGCGGGAUCUGUGUGGCGCAGUGUUGGACCGUGCCCUGGAGACAGCUGAUGCCGCCCGCUACCGCCAGCGCAUUCAAGACAAUAUCCUGCGGAUUGGAUUCUACUGGUACCAGUUCAUGCCGUUGACACGGGGCAGCGCCAUGGUGGGGCUCAUGGCCGUCCUGGGGCUCUCCAUGGCGGCGGGCAUGCAGACAACCAGUGCCAUGCCGCGCGCCAUGCAGGUGGACUGGGAGUCUAUCCUAUCGCCGCACUUCGCCGCCUUCAACGCCUCCGUGGCGCCGUGGCUCUUCGCCCCCGCCACCGUGCACCGCGCACCCUGGCACCUGCCGCUCGUGGCAGAUGUCCUGCCGUCCACACGCCACAUCAUCGCCGCCCUCAGCCACCACGAGUGACUUUCCAUCCACUGCCACCACACUUUCCUUUUUGCGUGCAUUUACGAGAUGCAUGUCAUGGUGGAACACCAUUCGAGGCAAUAAACCUCUGCUACAAGUACCACUGGCCAAAUUAACCUAAGACAACUGGCACUGAGAUAAUCAAUCCUGUGUGCCCUCAUUGCAGGCUUUACAGUGGUUGUAAAAUGAGAAGAAUAUC